GCGUCUCAGACCUGCCACAAAACCACCAAACCAACCAGCGCCUCAAUGCAGUCAGUCAGUCAGUGAGUGGGCGAGUGUGGGAGUGGAUGAGUGAGUGAGUGGUAACAGAGCAAAGCAGGCGAGCAGCAGCAGCAGCAGCACUACCACCACCACCACCACCAACACCACCAGCACUCCCGUACCACACAACGCAGCAAGCCCCUCGCCCUCGCCUUCUGCACCUUGUCUCGGAACUGUGUUCAUCAAUCACAAACUGCUGGCCUCCUUUUGGCCUCCUCGUGGCCUCUUGUUUGGAAAUACCCUGCCAUAACGACGACGCCUGUGCUAUAGCCAGUCCCUGCCUUCCCGGCCCAUCCUGGCGUCAGCUGCCUUUUCCUGUCCGACAUCCGGCACAUUCGGGCAAGGCCAAGCCACCUUCUCUGAUGCCGAGCUCCCCUAUCGCCCAUAGACUGUCUUGUCUCAACCUUGCUGGCGCGCCCUGUGGCCCGGCUCAGCCCAUCUCACUCCUCGGUGCCUCUCUCAAUCGCUCACCUCACCUCACCUCACCUCAACUCCUCGCCUCACCCCCAACAUCCCGCACCGUCCGGGCCAUCGACACCACGAAGCUGGCUUUGACUUUCUUUCUUUUCGUCGCGUGACCCAUUGGCCGGCCGCGCAGCCUCACGCUCAGUCCCGACGCCCCCGCCGCUCGCUUCUCUUGUCUGCCGUGUGCCCAGGCCCACAUCACCAACGCGCUGGUCCUCGUCCCCAGAUAUUUGGCUCUCAGCUAGAACCCAAGCCAUCUUGGCACCAACAUAGCCGCCUCUCAUAGACCCAGCCUGGCCACCACCAAGACCGCCCAAGUCACCCUCUCCUCUGCCCUCUCAUCUAGCUUGCGGCCUGCCUGUCGCCUUGACUUGUUCACUGCCCUCGUCUCACCUCGUGCCACCUCCGCCCGGGCGAAAUAUAUUUCGUCCUUCUCGUCCUCGUCUCACACCAACCCCCUUAGUAACUCUGCCGAGUGACGCCACUUUAUCGCCGACCACGAGACCGCUAUGUGACAACCUGUUUACACGCAGACAACACAGUUGGUCCCGAGCCGUCGCCACAUCAUCAUCACAUCGUUCGUCGGGGCCGCCGAAACCCACGUUGGCUCACGACCUCGCACGAUGGGCACGAUGGGUUGGCAUUGGGCCUUCGCGCUUGCGCUGGCAAUCGCCAGCGUUCGUUGCGCCGAGUCCGAGAUGGCUGGAACCCACACAAUGCUCAAUGUCCUCGACUGGCAGCGGGACUCCGAGAUGCAGCUGCUGAUUCGGGCAUCUGAUGAUACGGUGCCAUUGGCUUAUACUGUCAUUCCAUUGACAACAAAUCUUGGUCUGAACGAGUCCGAGCUUGUUCGAGGGAAAGUCGACAUAACGGGCAGGUUGGUUGCUGCGGACGCGAACAAUUAUGCCGAUAUCAGUGGCUCGGACGUGAUUCCCUACUUGUGUUGUGACCAGCAAAACGCAACUACCCAAGGCAAUCUGGACCCGAACGCGGUUCUGAACGCCCUCAUGGCCAACGUCCCACAACCAGCUGCAAUCCUGCUGUACAGCCAACAGGGCAUGUGCUGUGGCCUGACCGGCGGCAACCUCAGAUUCGACCGCAUCUUGACCAUGGCCGACAAGGUGGAAGCUAAUCAGACUUUAAGCAUGGCCAAUGUGUCACAAGGGACAGUGCUGGCUCAGAUCUCGGGCAACGCCACCGAAACCCAACAGGACAACAGUGCUGGCCAGCAGGGCGGAAACAACUCGGCCGUUGCCAUGAGCAUAUUGUACAGCAUCACCGGUCUCAUCACCCUCCUGUUCCUCAUCAUCAUCGCGACCGGCGCUAUAAGAGCGCAUAGAUACCCCGAGAGAUACGGCCCCCGCAAUGCCUUCGGCGGGAGGCCAAGGCAGAGUCGUGCCAAGGGCCUGGCCCGUGCCGUGCUUGAAACCAUACCCAUCGUCAAGUUCGGAGACUCUCAACCGAAACCCGAUCCCAACCUUGAGCUCGAGAACGCCUCGUCACGGCAGACGGCGGGCAACACCGCCGAUCGUCAGUCACCGGACAAUGGCUCUAACCGCCACCUAUCUACUAUUCCUGAGAGUCCGCUCAACUCUCCUGUGCAUCCCGCCCCCGCCGCCUCAGGCGCCCUCGGGACCGGGUCGGACUCCGAGGCAGAUGCCGCAGGGGCCAGCCGUGUUGCUCAGCACGGCACAGAAAACACAAGUGGUGGCACCCAGACCGAGGAAGGACUGGGCUGCUCAAUCUGUACAGAAGACUUCACUGUCGGCGAGGACGUCCGCGUACUUCCAUGCAACCACAAGUUCCACCCAUCCUGCAUCGACCCUUGGCUGGUCAAUGUGUCAGGCACCUGCCCACUCUGUCGGCUUGACCUACGCCCGGAGCAAGCGGAGGGUGGUGACGAUGGUCAAAAUGAAACCAGCGAGGCACCGCCGCUAGGCGCUGAUGUCAACGACACAGGAGAACCUUCAAACUCCUCCCGGCGUCGAUCCAGGCUAUUCGACCUGCACCGGCUUCGGCACGCCACUGUUGAGGAACGCAUCGAGGUCCUCCGACGAUAUCGGACCGAGCAACGCUCAGGGUCAUCUGCCAGUAAUGAGGAAGAGGGUCGCGAUCGGUCCCGGCUUACCAACCGACUUAGGGAAAAGUUUCGUAUCAGGACUAGAGCUGUUCAGCGAUCUUCUGAACAGACAGGCAGCACCAGCUCACCAUCAACAACCACCGCGGCCGCGAACCAGAGUUAGCGAAAUCUGCUUCUGUGUCGAGAAUUCGACGGGACGAGACACGAAUGUGACUGAGAACAAAAAAGGGUGAUAAUUACGGCCGACUGUAUCAUCGACGGCGGAACGAGGUAUGGGAUACCGAUAUUGAUACCGGACGGCGACUUUGUCCAUUGUAUACCAUUAUACCCCACGAUUUUGGAGGACGGGAACAGGUUCAUAAUGAUGAUGGUAUUUCCAAGGGGAACAUGAAUUGGGGUUCACAUCACUUACCCAGGGAAAGAAUGCGCAGGAAAGGGGGCAUGGCAUGGCAUCGGAGUUCUGCGCAUCUGGCUGUGAAGACAUCAUUUCUGCGUUUAUUGCUUUUCGAUGAGCCAUUUACUUUCUAGGCUUUCAACACGAACAUAUUAUCCUCUUGUCUCUUGCAA
Messenger RNA from Diaporthe batatas, 3172 nucleotides. RefSeq lists its product as uncharacterized. Lineage: Eukaryota; Fungi; Ascomycota; Sordariomycetes; Diaporthales; Diaporthaceae. The transcript is spliced from 3 exons. The record is from RefSeq and is a predicted model, not a curated record. Bases 1149 to 2768 code for a protein of 539 amino acids.